AUGUCUUUUCUUUUCUCUUCAACUCUCUUUCAUACGGUAAAAAUAAGAGGUUCAUCUAUCUAUCUAUCUAUCUAUCAUUUUUCUUUUUCUGCAUAUAUAUCUAUGUAUUUGUCUAUAAAUUUCCUUAUUUUAUUGGUGUAUCUAUAUAUCACUUUUAUUUUAUCAGUAUUUAUAUUUAUUUAUAUAUCACUUUUCUUAUUUUCUCUAUGUAUGUAUCUGUGCAUGUAUCUAUCAAUCUAUCAUAUUUUAUUGAUCUAUCUAUCUAUCUAUCUAUCUAUCUAUCUAUCUAUCACUUUUCUUAUUUUCUCUAUCCAUCUAUUUAUCUAUCACUUUCCUUAUUUUUUCUGCAUAUCUAUCUAUCUACCUAUCUAUCUAUCUAUCUAUCACCUUUCGUAUCUUCUAGAUAUAUUUAUCUAUCCUUAUUUUCUCGGUAUAUCUAUCUUUUGCUUUUCUUAUUUCCUUGGUAUAUCAAUUUAUCCAUCUAGCACUUUUAUUAUUUCCUCUUUAUCUAUCACUUUUCUUGAUCUAUCUAUCUAUCUAUCUAUCUAUCUAUCACUUUCCUUAUUUUCACUGCAUAUCUAUCUAUCUAUCUAUCUAUCUAUCUAUCUAUCUAUCACUUUCCUUAUUUUUCACAAAAUAUCUAUCUAUCUAUCUAUCUAUCUAUCUAUCUAUCUAUCUAUCUAUCUAUCUAUCAUUUUCUUAUUUUUUCGGUAUAUCUAG
Molecule: messenger RNA, 720 nt
Organism: Acanthosepion pharaonis
Lineage: Eukaryota; Metazoa; Mollusca; Cephalopoda; Sepiida; Sepiidae
Source: the annotation of a GenBank genome assembly